Messenger RNA from Paramecium pentaurelia, 1420 nucleotides. The record is from the annotation of a GenBank genome assembly. Lineage: Eukaryota; Ciliophora; Oligohymenophorea; Peniculida; Parameciidae.
AAUGUAAGAUGAAUAUGAUGAUCAUGGAGAAGAUAAUUUCUAAGAUGAUGAAGAGUAUGAUCAAUUUAAUUAAAUUGAUUAGAUGGAUCAUAAUUAAUUUGAUAGUUGUAUGAUUUCACAUUAAUAUUUAAGCAUAGAAUGAAAAGAAUUAAUAGGACUUAAAAUAUGGAAAUAAUGCAGCUGAAUAAUAGAAACAAAUAGAAGAUAAAAUAUCAGAAGAUCUAGAAGAGAAACUUAAAAUGUUAGAGGAGUAUUCCAAAGAUAAAAGUGAAGAACAAAUUUUGAAUAUAAGAAUGCAUUAAUUGGCUUUAGCAAAAGUACAUUAUCAUAUUAAUUAAGAUACUUGUGUUUACUCAUAAUAAAGGACAAUUCAAAUUAGUCAAAGCACAUACAAAUAUAGGUGAAGCAUAUCUUAAUUAUAAGUGUUAUGAAUAAGCUAUUGAUCAUCUUACAUUAGCAUUAAAAAAGAAUAGCAAAUUAUUUAAUGAAGAAUCAGAGAGUAAGAGUUAUAAUUCAAUCAUUCUUACAUUACUUGGAAAAUGUUAUUUAGAAAUUAAUAGUUAUGAGGAAUCCUUAGAUUUAUUGAAAAAGGCUUAUGAAACCCAAUGUUAAAUAUAUGGGGAUGAAACUGAACACUCUAUCUAAACUUUAACUUUAAUGUCUAAUUGCCACAUGUAAACUAUUAAUUAAUUGUUUUUUAUUAGAAAAAUGAAAGAUUUUGAUGCAAGUGAAGAAUGUAUUACUAAAGUCUUUGCUAUCACUGAAGCCAAAUAUGGAUAUAAAUCAGAACAAAGUGCAAUUUCAUAUAUUGAAAAAUCAAAAAUAUAUGCAUGUUAAGAAAAUUGGAAAGAUGCUAUUGAAUGUUUGUCAAGUGCUAUUGAUAUGUUGAUUGAAAUUAAUUAUCAAAAAACUGAAUAUGUGGCAGAAUUAUAUCAUUAAUUAUCUACUUAUUAUGAAAAGAUUUAAUAAAUUGAUGAAUAAAUUGCUUGUCUAUCAAAAGUGAAAUAAAUUUAUAUUGAAUUAUACACAACAUAAGAUAAAAAGGUCAUCAAAAUUAAAAGAUAAAUAGCCAUUAUAUAAUUAAAAUAAGAAAAACAUUAAGAUGCCUUGGCUGAACUAUAUGAGACUGAAGACUUAGAAGUUAAAGUUUAUGGAGAAGGAAGUGUGUAAGUAGCUAAAACAUAGAAAAUAAUAGGUAGUUUUUAAUUUAAUCAAAAAAGGAACCAUUUUGUUAUUAGUAUAAGAAUUUAGAGAUGCUUUGAAUUAUUUCUAAAAGAGUUUAAAAACAUUUGAAGAGAAUGGAAUGAAAAAAGCAGUUGCAGAAGUGAAAUAAAAGAUAAAAUGUGCUAAAGAAAUGAAAGAGAAAGGGAAAACACAAUUUAAUCUUAAAGAUAAAUAAAGUUUAAUGUAAGAUUAUUGA